UGCUUGUAGCAAUCCCCGAGACGGAGAGAACGAAACGUAUCACAGUUGUAAAGAAAGGCAUUGUCAAGAGUAUCUGCAACUUCGGCACCCAAGCUUCUUUGACUUUUUCUUUCUGCUCGUCUUUUUAUUCCCCCUAAUUUUUUGUUGCGGAGAGAGAAAAAGCUGGUUCAGAAGAAGGAGAGAGAAAGAAAAUGAUAUAUUAAUUUAUACAUUUUUGAGUAUGAGAGUAUUAAAGUGAAUGAGAAACCCGCCUUCUCUGCUAUCUCUCUCAGUUGACUCUGCACUCCAUAAUCUCUCCCAUAUAUCUGAUCUAUCUCCUCUCCCUGAACACAUCCUUCUCGACCUUUUCCUGAAAACAUUGAAAGCUGGAAAGCUUAACGAGAGAGUUCUCAAGUUGUUCAUUGCAACUGGCAAAGAUGAAGUACUUGCAUUAAUUCAGUCACUUAAUAUUCGCGAGAUUAUUGCUCCUGUAAUACCUAGUAGUACCACCAACUUCACUGUCAUGGAUGAUGAGAUUGACAUUGUGAUUGCUGCCCUCCAUCCUGACCUGACACCAUUCCUAAAUGCUUGGAGACCUAUAUUUUCUCCUUACCACCUGACAAUAGUGAAAGAUCUUGAUAUGAAAGAGGAACUUAUAAUACCUGAUGGCUUUAAUGUCGAUAUCUUUACAAAGUCUGACAUGGACCGUGUGGUUGGUUCCUCUUCUGCAAUUCUUUUUUCUGGUUACUCCUGCCGUUAUUUUGGCUUCCUUGUGUCCAGGAAGAAAUAUAUUGUCUCUGUUGACGAUGACUGCAUCCCUGUCAAGAAUGAUGAUGGUUCUGUAGUAGAUGUUGUGGCCCAGCAUAUUGCCAACCUUACAAGUCCAGCCACUCCUUUCUUUUUCAACACACUUUAUGACCCAUAUCGAAAGGGAGCAGAUUUCGUUCGCGGUUACCCCUUCAGCCUGCGGACUGGGGUUACAUGUGCUCUGUCAUGUGGACUGUGGCUCAAUUUGGCAGACUAUGAUGCACCAACACAAGCUCUCAAACCAGAACUAAGGAAUUCAAGAAUCGUGGAUGCUGUCCUGACUGUUCCAGCUAGAACCUUGAUGCCUUUAAGUGGAAUCAACAUUGCUUUUGAUCGUGAGUUGGUUGGACCGGCAUUGUUUCCAGCUUUAAGGUUGGCAGGAGAGGGGAAGUUUAGGUGGGAAACAAUGGAAGAUAUUUGGUCUGGAAUGUGUGUGAAAGUCAUUUGUGAUCACCUUGGCUACGGGGUUAAAAGUGGACUGCCAUAUGUGGAGAGAGCAGAGAGAGGCAAUGCUGCCGACAGCUUGAGAAAAGAGUGGGAAGGGGUCAAGCUGAUGGAGGAAGUUGUUCCUUUCUUUCAGACGCUGAAGUUAAAACGAGCGACCGUUAAAGCUGAGGAUUGUGUUAUUGAAGUUGCCAAAGAAGUGAAGGACCAACUGGGAAAGGUGGAUCCCGUGUUUGGUCGUGCUGCUGAAGCCAUGGUGGACUGGGUGAGGCUUUGGAAAGCAGUGGGAUCUGGCUCUUCCUGAACGUGGUGACUGGUGCUGUUGCUUUGAUUUCAACUUAUUUCUCAUAUGUUUUUUCUUUUUUACUUGGUUUUCCAUUUGUCGUUUGUUGUUGACGUAUGUUUUGACUUAUAAGUUAUAGCUGACAUAAUUAAUAUGAUGUGAAAUAAUAGAUGGCAUAUUAACUGCUGUCGUUAUGAAGAGUUUUAUAUA
Molecule: messenger RNA, 1723 nt
Organism: Cannabis sativa
Lineage: Eukaryota; Viridiplantae; Streptophyta; Magnoliopsida; Rosales; Cannabaceae
Product: probable UDP-arabinopyranose mutase 5
Exons: 3
Coding region: 239-1534 (431 amino acids)
Biological process (GO): plant-type cell wall biogenesis; UDP-L-arabinose metabolic process
Cellular component (GO): Golgi apparatus; cytosol
Molecular function (GO): UDP-arabinopyranose mutase activity
Source: RefSeq, a predicted model, not a curated record